Molecule: messenger RNA, 2124 nt
Organism: Guillardia theta CCMP2712
Lineage: Eukaryota; Cryptophyceae; Pyrenomonadales; Geminigeraceae
Exons: 8
Coding region: 1-2124 (707 amino acids)
Molecular function (GO): chromatin binding
Source: RefSeq, a predicted model, not a curated record
AUGCAACGGAGACAGGGCGUAAGAGCCAGGCACGAUGACGAAAAGAGCUCAGAUCAGGACCAGGAUGACGACGAGGUCAUCGGAGUGAAGUACGGAGACUUUGUGCUUGUAGCUUGUGAAGAAGGGCUGCCAUUCAUCGCCUUCAUCUGCGAGCCUAAGGCUCACAUGUGCAAGGGCACUGGGACUGUCAAGGUCAUGUGGCUAUACAGACAAGACGACGUGGACGCCAAGGUGCUCGUAAGAGAGUCCAAGAGGCUCAAGUGUCAGCUGCUGGAUCGCAACCGGGAGAUUUUCUGGAGUUUCCACAUGGAUGAGUGCCCGUUAGAGAGCAUGCUGCGCCAUACGAGGGUGCUGGUGCCCUCCAAAGAGCCAGAAGAUCCGGACAAGCAUGUGAAGCAAGACGAGAUGAUGUGCCGCUUUGUGUUUGAUCCGAUCAAGGAGAAGUUGUCUCAUCUGAACUCGAAGCACUGGAGGACCGAUUUACAAAACCACAUUGAGAGGGCUAAGAGCAUCAACAAGUAUCCGUAUGCUAUGAAGUCUUCCAAGUCCAAACCCUCGAUAUUGAAGAAGCCGGCUCGUCGCGAGGAUGCUGAAGAGGGGGCGAGUGGUAGCAGUGCUCAGAAGAAACCGGUGAAAGAGAGUGAAGAGAGUCGAGCGAAGGCAACGGGCCAAGCAAGUGAGUCUGCUCAAAAGGUUGCAGAGAAUGCAGGGCGAGACGCAAAGUCCAGGGCUGAAGCUAGGAUGAUCGAGGCAGCUCUUCGGGCUUCACUUCAAGAACCAACUGCAGCAAGUUCCAAGGGUAGCAGCUUACCUAAGGCGGUCAACACCAAGAAGAAUCAGAUAGUCCAGAAGGAGAAGAGCAGGGAGGUAGAGGCGAAGCAUGUGGAAGAGAGCGUGAGGAUUAAUCAAAGGAGGAGGAGAAUCAUUGAGGAAUCUGACGAUGAGCUUGACAACAAGAGUGAGUCUAGUUCCAAGAGGCUCAAGGGGGCCAACCCGUCAGCGGCGUGGAAGCAGGAGAAGGUACAGGCAAACGUCAAGGACAGCUCCAACGUCGAUCCCAAAGGCUCCCAACCCACCAGCUCCCGUGUGUGUAAGUCUGAGGAGGUAGACACGAGGCAGCACGAGCCUCCCAAACGAGGCGAAGGGGCUAAGAAGAAGGUGGGAGGCAUAACCGUGCCCAUCGUCAAGCUCGAGGAGGAGAUCGGCUCGUCCUCUGCUGCUUCCCCGAUGCUGAUGCACUCGCGGGAGAGUGCGGUACGAGGAAGGCCAUGGCUGCUCUCGCGCAAGAUGAUCCAGGGUGGAGGGUGCGAGCGGAUGGUCGCAAAGCAAGGGAACAUUCUGCAAGAGCAGCUGGCUGAGGUGACGUGGCAGAGCAACCGGCCGCAGCUGAUGUCCAAGGAUGCGCAUGACGGAGUAUCGGAGAUCUUGGAGGAGACGAGGGGAGUGAGGCUAGAGGACGUGAGCGCCGUACGGAGGAGCGAGAGGGAGCAUGCGAGGGACUGGAUGUUCGACAGUGAGGACCUGGGAGGAGCAGGAGGGAAGAAGCUGAAGGAGCCAACGAGGGCGGAAAGGGAGCUGAGGGAGAAGGAGCGAUACCUCGGGCAUCUGAUAGGGAGGGAGACAGCGACGAGACUGAGGGUCAAGGAGCAUGCAGUGUAUCGCCUGGUGGAGGCCUUGCAAGGCGUCAUCAACCAGUCCGACCACUUCGUCGACUUCGCCUGCGGGAACAACAGGUUUGGCAGCAUCCUGUGCCAGUGCUUCGGCCUGUCGUGGUCCUCCUACGACGAGGCCGUGCCGGAGGACAGGAACUACAUGGGCAAGAGCUGGAUGUUAGCUGGGCCCUCAGACGUCCCAGCGAACGUGGUCAUAGGGAUCUUCCCUCCACUGCACAAGGGACCGAUCAUGUGUGAGAUGUACCUGCAGCAUGCUCUCCAAUUUCGGCCGAGGCUCCUCGUGCUGCUCGUACCAGCCUCAUGCCGCUGGUGCCCGGACAAGAGGAAGUAUGAGGAGCUGAUGAGGAGGAAGGGCUUCUGCAGCGAGGUGGACUUUGCUACUGAGCAGGGGCAUGGAGACCUGGCUCUGCAGCGAGUGAGCCUGGACCUCUUGAUCCUCCGGCGGGUAUGA